Molecule: messenger RNA, 1821 nt
Organism: Salvia splendens (bonfire salvia)
Lineage: Eukaryota; Viridiplantae; Streptophyta; Magnoliopsida; Lamiales; Lamiaceae
Product: zinc finger CCCH domain-containing protein 66
Exons: 2
Coding region: 193-1542 (449 amino acids)
Molecular function (GO): protein binding
Source: RefSeq, a predicted model, not a curated record
AAAGCAGCAAGAAGAAAAGUCACACUUUCCUAAUUCCUUCCUUCUUGCUCAGUCACCCUGUCUGAAUUCUUCAACCCUCCCUAUAUAUACUUCAACUUUUCAUUCUACAACUUAACUGCAAAUCAAUCUCUUUUUCAAUUUUUACUUCCCUCAAACAAAGAUUUAUACCUUCACUACAUCAAGGGUUUAUCGAUGUGCUUAGGUUCAACUUCAACGAGUAAUUUUUGCCCCUUUGAUACGGACACGGAUUCCGGGUUUGGAAGCGAAAUUUCGCAUAGAAGAUGCUCAAAACUGCUCGAAUUGGCCGCCGCAGAUGAUUUAGCUGGUUUCAUCCGUGAAAUUGAGGAAAGAGGUGUUGAUGUAAACGCGAGCCGGUUUUGGUAUGGCAGUAGCUUAUCCUCGAAGAGAUCGGGGUUUAUGGAGAGAACUCCAAUCAUGAUUGCUUCUCUCUACGGCAGCACAAAUGUUCUCAACUACUUAAUCGAAACUUGCAAGGUCGAUGUCAACAAAUCGUGCGGCUCCGACGCCGCCACCGCGCUGCACUGCGCCGCCGCCGCAGGCGCCUGGUCCUCCAUCGAGAUCCUGAUCUCCGCCUCCGCCGACAUCAACGCCGUUGACGCCAGCGGGAAGAAACCCGGCGAAUUGAUCGCGCCGUGUGUGAAAUCAUCGAUCGGAUCGAAGAGGAGGCUGCUGGAUCUGGCGCUGAACAGCGAGGAGGCGCCGGAGAAGAAGGAGUCGUUGCCGGAUAUAAACAGCGGCGUGUACGGCAGCGACGAAUUCAGGACGUAUGAUUUCAAGGUGAGGCCGUGCGCUAGGGCGUACUCGCACGACUGGACGGAGUGCCCCUUCGUCCACCCCGGCGAGAGCGCCCGGCGCCGCGAUCCGAGGAAAUACGGUUACACGUGCGUGCCGUGCCCCGAGUUCAGGAAGGGCGGCACGUGCGAGUACGCGAAUGGGGUGUUCGAGUCGUGGCUGCACCCGGCGCAGUACAGGACUCGGCUCUGCAAGGACGAGAUCGGCUGCGCGAGGAAGGUCUGCUUCUUCGCGCACAAGCCGGAGGACCUGCGCCCGCUCUACGCUAUGCCUUCUCCAAACUCUUUGGCUUCGCUCACCCCGUUGUCUCUCGGGCAAUUGAAAUUGAAGCCGUUGAAUCUGGAUGAAUUUUUCGGAUCUGUCGAUCCAUCGAUGAUGUCGCUAUCGCCGAAGGUUAACGGCUUGAGCCAUAUGCGCGCUAGCUACCCAUCAAACAACCAGGCUUCUGGCUACGGCUUUGACUCGGCGAUCAUGAAUUCAAGGGCGAGCGCGUUCUCGAAGCGGAGCCAGAGCUUCGGGUAUUCGAGAGGCUUGAUGGCGGCGUCGAAUUGGGAUGGGAAGGUGGACUGGGGGUUCAAUGGCGAAGACGUGAGCAAGUUGAGGAAGUCGGCUUCGUUCAGUAUUCGCAGCGCUGCAGCCGUGAGUCCGAGCGGGAGUGUUCCGCUGCGGCGCGGGGUACAUGAAGUGAUGCCGCUGUGGGUGGAUCAGAUGUAUGUGGAGCAGGAGUAGAUGGUGGUUUGAGCAGUGUGUGUGUGUGUGUGUUAUUCAAUGAUAUUCUUAGAGAAUUCCUAUUGCUUAGAUUGUGUAGAGUCCAGAAUAACAUAACAUGAGCACAAUAUCUUGAUCUUCAUCCCCGUUAGUACUCCCUCUGUCUCUCAAGAAUAUGCAUUCUUUCCUUUUUAGUCCGUCCCACAAAAAUAUGCACAGUCUACUUUUUGAAAGUCUUUUAUCGUUAAUGAGGUGAAAUUCAUUCUCCACUAAUAAUAUUUUAUUUACUUCUUCUCUCUA